ACGCUCCCCACAGAGAUGGUUUGGCAGAGCAGGAAGUAGUUUACAGCCGCGGCCGGAUGUUCUGUGUGAAGACAGGAACAACAAAGAAGAGAAAGCGCCCGGGUUUUAAAACUAAUGAACACACCAGAACACCAAAUCGAGAAAAUUAGCUGUCGUUGACAGUAGGGCAAAAGCAUUUGGUUUGCAUGUGAGAACAAGAGUCUGCCGAGCCAACCAUGGCGAACAAUGCAGAGGACAUCGAAAACAGUCUGGACCAACAGGAGACCAGUGUGGCCUGUGGACCCAGCCAGCAGCCACAGGAGGCUGCGGGGGCCAGAGCCCGGUCCAGAGGAGGUGGAGAAGGUGGGGGUGGGGGGGAUGAUGGAGGAGGCGGAGGAGGCAAUGGUAGCUGCCGGGAGCAGAACGGACAGCCGCCCGCCCCUCAGCCUCCCCGCGUGUUGGAGGCCGAGGAGGACGAGGAUGAAGAGUUGACCCUGAAAUACGGCGCCAAGCACGUCAUCAUGCUGUUCGUUCCCGUGACCCUCUGCAUGGUGGUUGUCGUGGCAACCAUAAAGUCUGUCAGCUUCUACACCCAGAACGACGGCCAGAGAUUGAUCUACACACCGUUCCCUGAAGACACAGACACAGUGGGACAGAGAGCCCUCAACUCCAUCCUGAACGCCACCAUCAUGAUCACCGUGAUCAUCGUCAUGACACUGGUGCUGGUGCUGUUAUACAAGUACCGCUGCUACAAGGUGAUCCAAGGCUGGCUCUUCCUCUCCUCCCUCCUCCUGCUGUUCUUCUUCUCCUACAUCUACCUCAAAGAGGUUUUUAAGACCUACAAUGUGGCCAUGGACUACUUCACCCUGGCGGUAAUCAUUUGGAACUUCGGAGUGGUGGGCAUGAUAUGCAUUCAUUGGAAAGGGCCGCUGCGGCUCCAGCAGGCCUACCUCAUCAUGAUCAGCGCCCUCAUGGCCCUGGUUUUCAUCAAGUACCUGCCAGAGUGGACCGCCUGGCUCAUAUUAGCCGUCAUAUCCGUCUACGAUCUGUUAGCGGUUCUCUGUCCCAAAGGGCCUCUGAGGAUCCUGGUGGAGACGGCUCAGGAGAGGAACGAGCCCAUCUUCCCAGCUCUCAUCUACUCCUCUACAAUGGUGUGGCUCGUUAACAUGGCCGACACUGACCGGCCAAAAAGGAACUCGACAGAAGGGGCGUCAUCUCAACAAGGGGCUCACGAAGCCGUGGCGUCCCCGGCUGCCACCAGUCUUUCGCAGGACGACGGGGGCUUCACCCCCAACUGGGUCACCCAGCAGGAGCACCAGCUGGGGACGCUCCAGACCACCGAGCAGACCAGGCGGGAGAUCCAGGAGAUGCCCUCCGCUCGCCCACCCCCCGAAGACGACGACGAAGAGAGGGGCGUCAAACUGGGACUGGGAGACUUCAUCUUCUACAGCAUGCUGGUGGGAAAGGCCUCGGCCACGGCCAGCGGCGACUGGAACACCACGCUCGCCUGCUUCGUAGCCAUCCUCAUUGGCCUGUGUCUAACCCUGCUCCUCCUCGCCAUCUUCAAGAAAGCGCUCCCCGCUCUGCCCAUCUCCAUUUUCUUCGGCCUGGUCUUCUACUUCGCCACAGACAACUUGGUGCAGCCCUUCAUGGACCAGCUGGCGCUACACCAGUUCUACAUCUAGCAGGACGCUGCCCUGAUAACCCUCACCCACAUAGCCCUCUGGCCAACAACACGAGAGCAGUCCCUUCAAAGCUGGGGGUGGGGGGGGGCGAAGGGCAACGCAGGCCAGGGGCCUCUCGUGCGCCCCACAUCCCCUCCUAAGAACUCAAGUUGUUUCCGUUCUGCCUUUUUCUUUAUCAAUGCCAAGAUGGGGGUGUUCCCCACGACAGCGGUUUCUUAAAUAUUUCAUUUGAGUUUUAAACCAAGAAGUGACAUUUCCCGCUUGACUUGGGACCUCCUCUUCAAAUCGCCGAUCCGAGCUUAUCAGACGUUAGUGGAAUUAUUCUUUUACUUUUAAUCCAGGGAAGCUUUUCACGAGCUUGUCUGCUUCUUCUCAGCAGCACCCUGCUUCCCAUCUGGGAGCUGCCCAGUGCGUCUUCUCCGACUGGGGCUUUACAGCAGGUGCCUUGCUCAGGGACACCUUGGUGGGAGCUGUUGAGCAAAAGGGAGACUGUUUCAUUUAAUCUCCCUUCAAAGACUUGGAUCGAAUAUUUUCCCUUUUUUUUUUAACGACUUUGGAAGCCACCACCCCCCCUAAACUUAACCCAAGAUUAGAAAGCCUUCAUUGGUGAACGUGUAGUUUGGUUGUGUAUGAGCUGUCAGUCACCAGACGUGCUUUCCUCACCGCUAUGUAGAAUGGUUGAGAAAAAGCAGAGCUCUGAGGCCGAGCGAUUCACUCCCCGCGAGAUUUCAACUGAACGGGAGGUUUUGAACAAAUGAAAAGUUUUACUAGUGGAAGAAUUAAUAGUCUCUAGAACUAAGAUUUGAGUUUAAUUGUGACACUGACUGAUUAGAGAUUUUUCACCAUGUUCCGUGACCUCUCUUUAUUUUUCAUUUUAUUUUUAUUUUUUUAUACGUCAAAUCACAUUUGAACGCAGAGCCUGCAGAGGGAGGCAAGUUUACACACACUUAACACACUUACACCUGAGACUUGCCUGCCAUGUCAGUCCCGUACUGUCAGCCACUGAGCAGCUCUGCUGGAGCAGUCGGAGGUCCAGUGCCUUGCUCGAGGGCAUUUCAGUAGUAGUAGUAGUAGUUGUUGUUGUUAUUGUGGGACAGAAAUGGGCUUUUCAUUCUCUUCCCUGACUGAGAUUUCAGAUAGUUUUUUUUUUAAUUCUUUGUUUUUGCAACCUGCCCAGGGAUUGUAACCUGUGAUCAUCUGGUCACAAUCUCCGAACCUUUAGGCUAUAUAGCUGCUGUCAUGAUGUUCUCCUGGUGCUGUCUUGAUCUAUGCCACAUCAAACACAAUCAUUUGGACCAUACGCAGAUACUAGUGCGUUGUUUUUCAAAAUAUGCAGAAGAGAAACUUGUACUUUUUGAAACAUGAGGGUACAUGUUACCGGAGUUCCUACACAGAUAAGGAAACUGUGGACAAGUGUGAAAACGUCCAACGUUUGACUGAUAUUCUGUUUGUGUUUCGAGGGAAACGCUUAGUCCUGAUGAAUGAGGGAUCGGAUCUAGUUUAAUUCGUUAGAAUUUGUGAACAUUGUUGGAAAAUCUAAUCUCCAGUUAUCAAGCACUAUUUGCUUAUGUGUCUUUUUUUUAAGUAUAAAAACAAACCAAAAAGGUAAAAAAAA
Molecule: messenger RNA, 3279 nt
Organism: Etheostoma cragini (Arkansas darter)
Lineage: Eukaryota; Metazoa; Chordata; Actinopteri; Perciformes; Percidae
Gene: psen1
Product: presenilin 1
Exons: 11
Coding region: 216-1664 (482 amino acids)
Biological process (GO): negative regulation of apoptotic process; smooth endoplasmic reticulum calcium ion homeostasis; amyloid-beta metabolic process
Cellular component (GO): nucleus; growth cone; endoplasmic reticulum
Molecular function (GO): cadherin binding; beta-catenin binding; aspartic endopeptidase activity, intramembrane cleaving
Source: RefSeq, a predicted model, not a curated record